UUUGAAAAACCACAUCGCUAUUCAUACGAUGCAUGAUGUUGAGGUUAUAAGCGGUCUAACUGAACAAAACUAUCCGCAAGAUUUUUUGUUGAAUUUUUUCAAAAAAGACAGAUGUUCAUCAUGCUAAUCAGAAUGACAUCGAAAAGAUGAAUAAAAAAUGGACCGUAUGCCUCUUCUCAAGGUAGUUUGUACCGUUGUAUAACAGACAAAAACAGGCAUGGCAGAUGACCCCAUGCUUAGCUUGUUUGAUGCAGAUGGAGGAAGCUUUCUGGAUGACUUGACUGGUCCAGGAGGGGCACAGAGUAUAGAUAGUAAUUUUAUGGGACAGGGGAUGGCAAGUGAACAGAUAUUACAACAAUCGCAAGGAUAUGGCAUUCAGAUGUCAGACAUAUCAGGGAACCAGUUUAAUCCAUACCAACAAGCCACUCCUGCACCUGAACCAUUCCCAAAUGAUGGCUUCAACCAGUUUAAUGCCAGUCAGAAGUUGCAGCAAAUGAAUAUGACCACACCUCAUAGUGGCAUGCCUGCUAAUCAGCCUCAAAUGAUGCCCACUUACAGACAACAGCAGUUCAGACCUUCCCAACCCAAUAUAGGCCAACAAGGUCCAAAUAUGGGUGGAGGAUAUGGAAAUUAUGGGGCACAGCAAGUUGGACCUCGUUUACCAACCCCUCAACAACACAUGCAAGUUCAGAGUAUGCCUCAGUGGAAUGCUGGUCAGUCUAGUCCUAGUCGUCCUCAUUACAUAAACCAAUCUCAAAAUCUGAUGCAGUCCCAGCUGAUGCCCACCUCACAAGCGAUACAGGGCAAGUAUCUCCCUCAUCGUGACUUUCCACAACUGCCAUCCUCCAAUGCAUCCGAUUUUUUUCAGAACUUUCAAAGUACCCCAUCCUCUACUCAGCAAACUAUGUACAUGCAGAAUAUGGGUCAAAGAAAUCAAAUGCCCUCUGUGCCAAUAUCUAGCCCGAAUAGCUCCAUAGGACACAUGCAGACCUCAAUGCAGUCCAUGGCUCCUCAGCAGUCACAGUUACCCAUGCAAAAGCAACCAACAUUCCAAAUGCAGAAUACCAUGGGAAUACCUGGAUUUAAUAACCCUUCUCAACAGGUUCCUCAGCAACAUGCUGUACAAUAUCAGGGCAGUUUUCAGCAACAACAGCCAAUGAAUAAUGUUCAAACAAGUAGUUAUCAAAGGUUUCCUUAUGGUCAGAUGUCAAGCAAUACACCUAAUAAGGCGGGAGAAGCCGCAGGACAGUUUAAUACGAGUCCCAACCAGAGCUAUCGCCCAUCCUACCCUGCCUUGCCCACACAGAGAGCAACAACCCCCUCACCAAGACCCCCAUCUACUCCUGAGCAUUCUUCCAUGCCUCAAGUCAACCCUAGGGCACCUGCUCCAGUUCAGAUGGAGCCAUUAGUAUCGCCAACUGGACCUCGUUCAAAUGCGUCCACACCCGUGUCUAGUCCAUUCCACCAACCAGCAGUUAGUAAUAGUGGGCCAAACUUUCAACUCUCAAAUGAUAGUCAAGUAAACACACCUCUCCCAAAUUCCAAUGGUCUAGGACCCAGUAGUCCAAAUGUUAAAAACCCUGGGAAUGUUAGAAUGACUAAUAUGGAACGUGAGAUACAGUACCUGCAGCAGCAGUUAAAUCAGCUGCAAGCAGCUGGACAGACACAGCAAACUCAACAAAAAAUGCUGGAGGUUCAGGAAAAAAUCCGUUCUCUUCGUGCUUCUCAAGAACUACAGAGACAGAAAGCUCAAACAGAUCAACAAAGUGGAUAUCCAACAAAUGGGUCUAAGCAGACUCAUCACCAGCCACCACCACAGAACCAAACUAAUAUUACUCCAGUGGGUCAUGAUGGCAUGCAGGUUUCAGUGCAACAACCACAGCAACAACCUAAUCAACAGGCCCAAAUUUUAAUGCAACCACAGGCCACAUUGCAGCCACAGGUUGUAAUGCAGCAACCGCUGCCCACAUUGCAGCAGCAACAACCCCAAGUUCAACAGACAAAACCUCCCAUGCAACAACAGCCCACAAUUCAACAGCAACAACCUGUUAGUCAGCAACCUUCCUCAAACACACAAGUGUUUCAGAUAAGACAACCAAUGUAUGUUAAUCAGCCCCAGCCCCCACAAAAUGUCCUGAUAGUGACUUCCAGUCACCAGAGGUUGUUGCAACCACAACAGAUGCAACAGAUGUCAAAUGCUGUGAUGCAUUCUCCUCAAAAAGUUCAAGUUAUUCUUCAGCCACAGGGAAGCCAAGCGGCUCCUCAGAUGAUCAGUCCCCAAGUGCCUCAGUCAGUGAACAAUCUACCUCAUGUUAUAACUUCCAAUGUGGCUCAAGGAAUGGCCCCUAUGCCAUCUGUAGGGGCACAGCAGGGAAACAUUCCAUCAAGUGUUGUUCAGCUCCAGAUAGGUGGUGUUGCCCAGCCAGCACCCCAGCUUAUACAACCACCACCAGGCACAACUUUUCCUCCUUUACAAGACUUUGGCAGUGAAAACAAUGUAGGAAGUGCUGAAAAACCAAAGAAGAAUAAGAAAGCAAAAAAGCAACAAGAAAAAGCAGACAAAAUUGUAGCAGAGGCUGUUGCACGUGCUCAGGCAGAGGGAAGGGAUGUGCCAAAACUGAUGUCUGGUGAGAUUCCAGCUACAGUCAAUGAUGUUCAAAAUGCGGAUGAGGAAGACUCUAAGAAAAAGAAAAAACGUGUUCGAAAACCAAAGACUCCAAAGAAGGAAAAGAAAGAAGGAGAUUUCAGCAGUGGUGAAGGGACACAGGAGCUAGAGAGUCAAGGAGAAUCCACUAUGGAUGGAGAGAAAGUGGAAAAGAAAAAGGUUAAAGCAAAAGUGAAACCACCCAUUAAAAAGAAGAAAAAACCACCUGCUACCUUCCUGAAAAAGAAGAAGAGAAAGCGUCAUGACUCAUCUGAAUCGGACCCAGAGCUGAAACAUGCGGUGGCAGAAACAGAGGAAAUAGAUGAUGAUUCAAUUCAAAAGCGCCGUUCUGCACGCAAUACCAAGAGGAAGAAAUACCUAGAUGAUGUAGAUUUAAAUCUGUCGGAUGAGGAUACAAGAGAUUUGGAUCCAGAGGCUCUGACAGAGCAGCCAGCCACUGUCAAAAUUGACACCGUAGAAGAGGACAAUAGCAUGAUUGUGGACAAAAUUUUGGGAAGUAGAAUGAGAAAAAUGGACAGAGAUAUUGAUGUUGAUGGGGAAAAUGAGGAACAACAUGUUACAAAUGAGGAAGAGGUGGAGGAGUUCUUUGUUAAAUACAAAAAUUUCUCCUACUUGCACUGUGAGUGGAAAACAGCGGAAGAAUUAGAGAGGGGAGAUAAACGAAUCCAGCAGAAACUUAAGCGAUUCUUUUUGAAGAAAUCUCAAACCCAGCACAUGUUCUCAGAGUUGGAUGAGGACGAGCUAUUUAACCCUGACUACACAGAGGUACACCGAGUCCUGGACGUGUCAACUAUCAGUGACCCCAAUGGUGGUGAAGACAUCACUCACUUUCUUGUCAAGUGGCGAGGGCUGCCAUAUGAAGAUGCCACCUGGGAACUACAGCAGGAUGUUGACCCUGCCAAAGUGGAGCUGUUCUACAAGCUCCGGGAACCACCAGAGGAUGUGGAGAUAAAAGCCAGAGGUGCCCCAGAAGAGUGGGUGAAACUGGAGUGCUCCAGAGAGUAUAGAAAUAGCAACUCUUUGCGAGACUAUCAGCUGGAGGGAGUGAAUUGGCUGAUGUUCAGCUGGCACAAUCACCAAAAUUGUAUUCUUGCUGACGAAAUGGGUCUGGGAAAGACCAUUCAAAGUAUCACCUUCCUCAACGAACUCAUGUUGUUUGGAAUAAAAGGGCCGUUUCUAGUGGUUGUCCCACUGUCUACACUCGGAAACUGGGAGAGAGAGUUUGAUACUUGGACAGACAUCAAUGCCAUUGUGUACCAUGGAAGUUCUACUAGUCGUAACAUGCUGCAGGCCUAUGAAAUGUUUUACAAAGAUGGAAAAGGACAACGAAUCCCGAAUGUGUUUAAAUUCCAUGCUCUGAUUACAACUUACGAAGUCAUUAUUUCUGAUUGUGAGCUACUGAGUGACAUCGAAUGGAGAGUGGUGAUUAUUGAUGAGGCUCAUCGACUGAAGAAUGCAAAGUGCAAGUUAAUGGAAGGAUUAAGAAUGUUUGAUUGUGAACACCAGGUACUGUUAUCUGGCACUCCUCUACAAAACAACACAGAAGAACUGCACAGCCUCCUCAGCUUUCUGGAACCAGAGAGAUUCAAGUCGACUCAGGCCUUUAUGGCAGAAUUUGGAGAACUCAAAACAGAUAAUCAAGUGGAAAAACUGAAAGCUAUCCUGAAACCAAUGAUGUUGAGAAGAUUGAAGGAAGAUGUGGAAAAGAAUCUGGCUGCCAAAGAGGAAACCAUUGUAGAGGUGGAAUUAACAAACAUUCAGAAGAAAUAUUAUCGUGCAAUUUUGGAGCGCAACUUUACGUUCUUGUCGAAAGGCACGGGCUCUUCUGCUAAUGUUCCAAACCUGCUUAAUACCAUGAUGGAGUUGAGGAAGUGUUGUAAUCACCCAUAUCUUAUAAAAGGUGCUGAGGACAAAAUUCUAAAUGAGAGUAAGGAAACAAAGGGAAGUGAUCUUGAGAGUGUGUUCCAUCUCAUGGUGCAGUCAUCCGGGAAGAUGGUGCUACUGGACAAGCUGCUCCCCAAACUCAAGCAGGGGGGACACAAAGUCCUGAUCUUCUCUCAGAUGAUCCGAGUCCUGGACAUUUUAGAGGAUUAUCUAGUAAACAGACAAUACCUGUUUGAACGUUUGGAUGGUAGAAUUUGUGGAAAACUCCGACAAGAGGCCAUUGAUCGAUUCUCUAAACCAGAAUCUGACCGGUUUGUCUUCCUGCUGUGUACCAGAGCUGGAGGUCUGGGAAUUAACUUGACAGCUGCUGAUACAGUCAUUAUAUAUGACUCGGAUUGGAAUCCUCAGAAUGAUUUACAGGCUCAGGCCCGUUGUCAUAGAAUUGGACAAACAAAAGAAGUCAAAGUUUACCGUCUGGUGACAAGAAACUCUUAUGAGAGAGAAAUGUUUGACAAGGCUUCUCUGAAGCUGGGUCUGGACAAAGCUGUCUUGCAAUCCAUGGGUUCAGAUAAGACUGCACCACAAGCUCAGAUGUCAAAGAAGGAGAUAGAGGAGUUGUUACGUAAAGGAGCCUAUGGAGCAUUGAUGGAUGAUGACAAGGCUGGGGAUGAAUUCUGUGAAGAAGACAUUGAUCAGAUUCUCCAACGCCGUACUCAGGUUAUCCAGAUCGAAUCUGAAGGAAAGGGAUCAACCUUUGCCAAGGCAAGCUUCUCUAUGUCAGGCACCAGAACUGAUAUUGACAUCAAUGAUCCAAAUUUCUGGCAGAAGUGGGCCAAGAAAGCAGAUGUUGAUGUGGAGGGUCUCAAACACAAGAACGAGCUGAUUAUACAAGAACCAAGGCAGAGGAAGCAGACUACUCGAUACGGAAAUGAUGACGGCGUGAUGGAGAUGUCGGAGCUAGACUCCUCCAGUAAUAGCGAUGACGAGGACGAUGAGUCUCGCAAAACACGGAGUGGGAUGAAAAAGCGAGGAAGACCAGGCAGAAGAAGACGAGGCUCAGAUGAUGAUUAUGAUGCAGAUGAUGCUGAGGGAUAUGGAAGAUCGGACUGUUUCAAAGUGGAGAAAAACCUUCUAGUCUUUGGGUGGGGAAGAUGGAGAGAUAUUCUUUCCCAUGGAAAAUUUAAGAAGAUGUUAGUCGAGAAAGAUGUGGAGACAAUUUCAAGAGCAUUGCUGAUUUAUUCAUUACAACAAUACAAGGGAGAUGAAAAGAUUAAAGAGUUCAUUUGGGACUUGAUCUCGCCCUCAAGCGAUGGAUCUCUGAAAAACCACUCAGGAUUAUCUGCCCCUGUACCAAGAGGGAGGAAAGGCAAGAACAAGAAAAAGGAGGGGAAGGUGGAGAGCAGUUGUGAGCUGUUUAAGUAUAACAAAAUGAAAAAUUGUGAUCCGGAGGUAGUUUUACGAGACUCAGGCUACCGGAAGCAUUUACACAGACAUGCUAACAAAGUGCUGCUCAGAGUUAGAUUAUUAUACUACCUGAAAGAAGAAAUCAUAGGUUCUGAAGCCACGGAUAAAGUUUCUCAGGGAUUAACGGCAAGUGAAAUAGAGAUACCCCAGGCUGACCCUGACGGAGAUCCACCCACUGCUUGGUGGGAUGAGGAAGCAGACAAGUCGUUACUGAUUGGGGUAUACAAGCAUGGCUAUGAAAAAUACAACAUGAUGAGGCAAGAUCCUGCACUGAUAUUCCUUUCCAAAUGUGGACCACCAGAUGGAGCUGCACUAGCCGCAGAACAGAAUGAUGAUGAUGAUGAUGAUAUGGACGAGUCCAAGAUCAAGCAGGAUGAUGAUGAGGAUGUUUCCAUGAGCUCGAUACCUGAGUCUAGCAAAAAGGCUCCACCCACCCCUGCCACGCCCAAUGAAAAAGCUGAGGGUGAGGAGGGUAUGGAGGAGGACAAACUGCCCUUCCCAUCAUUCUCUGAUCUGAACACCCGACUGCGUAGAAUCAUCACUGGCUUCCAACGUAAUCACAAGAGGAUGCUAAUCAAGAAUGCUCAGAAAGUCAAGAGAAUGGAGCGUAGAGAACGAUUUGAGGCUGUUCUUAAGGAACGCGAGAACCAGAGGAUGCAGUAUCAGCAAUGGUCGGUACCAGACCCUUAUGGUCUCUCCCUCCAACAUUUGUCUGAAAGUGCAAGUCGCUGGUCCAGACGAGAAGAGCAGGAUUUCUAUCGGGUCAUUUCUAGCUUUGGUGUGGAAUUUGACCUGGUUACUGGACGAUAUAAAUGGGACCGAUUCCGACAACUGGCUCAUCUAGAGAAGAAGUUUGAUGACACUCUGACAGAGUAUUUCCAGGCUUUCUACCACAUGUGUAUGAGAGUCUGCAAGAAGUUUAAGAAUGAUGAUGAUGCGCUUCCUCCAAAUAACAUUUAUGUUGACCCCAUCACUGAAGAAAGAGCAAGCAGAUGCUUGGCUCGGAUCGACAUGCUGAACAAAAUCCGGACAGAGACCUUGAACCAUCCCAAGUUGGAUGAGAGAGUGAAGCUUUGCCAACCAUCCUACGACUUGCCAUCAUGGUGGAUUUGUGGUCAGCAUGAUAGAGAUCUCCUUGUUGGAGCUGCAAGACAUGGUGUUGUAAGGACAGAUUACCAUAUCCUGUUUGAUCCAAACCUGUCAUUCAUUGAUGUGAUAAAAAAUAAACAGACAUCUAGUCACUCCAGCUCUCCCUUGCCAAAUAAAGACAAAGAUAUAAAACUGGAAGAUGGUGAAGAGAAACCUAUUAAGAAAGAGGACGUGAAAGUGAAAGGAGAAAUCAAAGAGGUUAAAGAAACAGUAGAGGGUCUAAAAUCUGAAAAUGAGGUCAGUAAAUCUGAGCAGUUACCAAAGAAAGGUGAACUUUGUAAAGGUGAGGACAAAGACCUGAAAAUGGAUGUGGACAAAGUUCUUGUCAAAAGUGAAGAAAAAUCAAAAGAGGACAAAGAAGUAAAUGGGGAGUCCCAUGUUGUUUCUCCUGUCAAAUCUGAACAGUCACCUGAUGAAAAAUCUCCCAAAAAAUCUAGUGACCUUUCAGUCAGUAAAACAGGUGAAAAUUCACCAGGUAAAGAGAGUGAGGGAACACCUGUGAAAAUGGAAGUAGAGGGUUUGUCAGUGAAGGAAGAAACUCGGGAUUCACCAGUCAAGAAGGAGAUAGAAAAUUCAUCAGAGAAGAAGGAAGAGGAAGAAGUAGUGGUGAAGAAGGAAGAGGAAGAAGCCAUUGUGAAGAAAGAAUUAGCCGAGUUAGUGCAAGAAAAUGAGCCUCAAGACUUGACCUCCAUUAAGGAGAAGAUCAGAAGUGAUAAAUGUGAUCAAAUGGUGAAGGAGGAAGAGAGGCAUAAACAUGCAGAUGACACAGAACAGAAGAUUAAGGAUAUAGUUAAAGACAUCAAACGACAAACAACAGAAGAAAUAGCCAAGUUAGAGGGGAAGAGGGAAAAGGACACCAAGUGUUCAUAUGAGGAGGAGGAGCUGCAGAAGUUUCUAGCCAGGAGAGAGGAGAUGGAGGCAGAGGGAAUGCCGACAGAUUACUUCCCAGAGAGUCAGCUGAGUGCUGCCAUAAACUGGCCAAAGGAUCGUGUGUUAUUUCAUCGGCUUGAGCACAUCUGUUACUGCGUAGAACACAACGAAUGGCCUUUCCCCAAGAGAAUGUCAUAUAUCCCAAUGAACUACGAUUCGCGCAGUGGAACACCAGUAGGAUCCAUGACUUCCAAGGAGGACCCAGAUCUCAGCCAAUCUGAUGCAGGCGACUCGGUAUAUGAUGGUGUCAAGGUGAUGUCAGAUUUAGAUAAGGACUUUGAAGUAAUGAUGUCCGAGGGUGAUGGGUUGAAGAUGACUUUCCACAAAAGAAGAGGACAAGGUCGUAAAUAUGAAUUUGAAGGCAGUCGUAUGCAGCAACUCAUGAACCGAAGCGCAGCCUCCAGCGACAAUGAGAGUCUGUCGGAAACCCCCCGAUCUCAGGUAGCUGGUCACCUGUCUCCAAGGCACUCCCCUCAUCACUACCUUUUCUCACAGACUCCAGCUGAACUGAUGAAUGGUGCUGGUCCUGAGUUAGACCCAGAACUCUUAAGAAGAAGCAUGAUGGAGCAUGCUCUCUAUUUUGGUGAUCGGAGAGGUAGAAGAGGUCGCAAGAGAAAAGCAGAGAAAAUGGCAGAGAUUGCAAUGGCGGAGGCUUUGUCCAAAAGAAAUACAGCCAGAGCAGUGGCCAGCUUUGAGCCAGAAUCCCGUGUUCCUGUUAUUAACCUGGAGGAUGGCAGUCGUCUGUCAGGUGAUGAAGCUCCACUGAAGCGUGAUCUUGACAAAUGGUUGGAUGAGCAUCCAGGUUACAUGGUGGAUAGACCCCCAGAAUUAUAUUUGGAGGAAGAAGAACUAUCAGAGGCAAGUGAUAAGCGUAGAGGAAGAAGACCCAAAGUAGAUCCUACCAUGUUAGACCCCAUGAAAUUGACAGGAGAGGAAAAUGUGUCCGUUGUCAAUAGGAUAACUGGCAAAAGGAUAACUGGUGCUAAAGCUCCUCCUAUGAGAUACCUCAGUGAAUGGUUGGAACAAAAUCCUCUCUAUGAUGUGGAUCCAAAAUGGAUAGAUAUUGUCAAAUCCAAGGCAAAUUUACCAAAGAGUCUGUUGUCGCGUUUGAGCACGUCUUCAUCGGGUCGACGAGGCAGACCAAGAGAAAGAGACCUGUCAUCUUCAUUGCUGUCAGACAAUCCCUACAGUGCAGCUUCACUAGCGGCCAGUAUGUCUGCAUUCCCAGGCCUUGGCCUCAUGUCGGGCUUUGGCAAAAUGCCUAUGGGAAUGCCAUUUGGUACAUUGCCAAAUCUAGGUCUGACAAAUCCCAUGCUGGCAGGUUUUGCCGGCUUGAUGCCAGGGCUCUCGCCAUCUUCACUGGCUAAGGCAAUGGAAAGUGAUACCAGAAAGGACAAAUCUCCCAGCAGUAGCAAGGAGUCGAGCAAAUCCAAGUCCCCAAGCAGCUCACAGACCCCACAUCCGUCUUUCCCCAUGUUGUACAAUCCACUCCUGUUCAACCCCCUCCUAGCAGCUCAGGCCCAGGGCUUAAAUUUCUCCUUACCCACGUCAUUGCCCUCAUCUUUUGCUUCCCUGGCUCAGUCUGGUCUCAUUAAUGGACAAGGUGACUCCGAUCUGGAGGAAGGAGAAAUUAAACGAUACAGCCAGGCGGAGCACCACGAUCAAGAAAUGGCUCAAGACCUAUCUGUGCGGCGUAAAGAGGCCCAUUCUCAUCAUAGGAAACGAAAAAGCUACGAAAUGUCACGACCUGCUGAAACGGCCAGCAUCAGAGAUGAUCAAGACCAAACAGCCUGUUUAGACUUGUCUGUUAAAUCAAAACCGAAAGAUUCACCAAAAGCUAGUGAUUUGUCGAGUAGAACACACUCUACUCCAGAGUCACCUAAAGACAGCUCAAAAACCAAAAACAAAAUACAGGGUUCUUUUAAAUUGGAUAAAAUUUUGGACACACUCAAAGACAAAGUGAACAAAAUGGAAGAUAAACCUGUGAAAAAGGAAAAAGAUAAAGACAAGGAGUCCAAACUGAAUAGCAUUUUAAUGAAAAUAGCCAAAGAAAAGGAUGUGGAUGUCAACACAUUGAAUUCAAUGGCUGUUCCAGAGACAUCCCUAUCUAAGUGUUCAGAAGGCUCUGAUGUAUUAUCAGGAAGUAAAGAUGGUGAGACAUCGUCUGAGGAGGCAGAAAAGUUGGCUAAUGAAAGUGAGAACCAAUCCUGAUAAUUGAGGAGUCCACUGUUCAUGUAACGACUUGCUGUGUGUGAGUGUGCUGAGUGCAGAACCAUAUCAAGGCUCACCUGUCUGUGUGGAUGAGCUUGUGGAACUAAUUGUACUGUGGAAUACUGUGACGUGAAUGUGUUCCAGGGAAAAUGUUACUUCUAUCUGUUAUUACUGGAUUAAUUUAUUGAUUGUGAGUGAGACUUCAGCCUUCUUGAAAUGUACAAGUGUUAAAGGAUUCCAAAUCAUGUCUUGUCUGCCAAUCAGUGAUCAAUGUGGAUUCCAUUGUUUCACAACAGAUCUCCCCCUCCCUCCCUCAUGUCUGACAGGUUGACCUUGUCAGAACUGUGAAGGGCUGGGAUCAGUCACUGCAGGCACCUCAUCAUUUUCGUUCUCAGGGCAAUAAUGUUAAAAACAAGUAUUACAUGUGUUGGAACAAUAUUAUUUUUUUUUUUUUUUUUUUGCAUUGUAACAAUCAAUUUCAUAUCGCACAUGUUUGUAUAUAAUUUAUUUGUGGUGGGAAGUUCAAAUAUACCAAGCAAAACCAUUGAAAUUCAUGACUGUUUUUUUUUUCUCUCUCUCUCUUUUCUUUGAUUGUGAUAAGGCCACAAAUGAGAAAAGUACGGUUGUGAUAGAAUUGUACAUUUAAUGGUAGAUUUGAAUUUCCUUUUCAUUUAUAUAUCAUGAUAUUAGUUUCAUGGCUAUCAUUGCUGUUGUGUAUAUGCAAAUUAAUUUAAGAUAAGCAUUUUCAAAGAAGUUGGGUCAGGAUUUUGCAUGGAGAUCAAAUAAACUACCUGCAAUAAUAAUGUUUUGACAGUAUCGACUAUUUCUAAGAAGCAUUAGAAAAUGAUCUUUUUGAUGCUUUAGUUCAGCACUUAUGACCUUUCAUAAUUUGUGGUGAAGAUACUGCUUUACGACAUCGUUAUAUGUGUAUCUCAGGUCCAUUGGUCAGUGAAGUGAGAUUUUGUGUGGAGUAAAAGUCUACAUUUUACAUCUUCGUCAGUGUCUUGCAAGAUUUGUGUUAACUGGGUGGGUUAAAAGUGUACAUUCCUCUAGAGAUUUUUAAUUUCAUGUUCACUUUUGUGUAAAAUGGUCCCCACUAUCAAUGAAUUCUUUUGUGUAAUUCAAAUUCUUUUAUACAUUGCUAAUGAAUGGUAAAUAAUUGAUUUUUAUGUGUCCAUGACAGUGAUAUGAUAGACAGGUCAUUUUUCUAUCAUACCAGCUAUAUUGCAAGGCAGGCAAGCAUUUAGGUGCAAGGUGUUGACACCAUUAUUACAACUCUGUACACUUUAAUGUUGGGGCAUUUCUUUAUAGCGAAGAAGUUGCAGGUAAUUUCUUGCCCAGAAAAAACUUAUUGGGUGGAUGUUUAGUGAAAUAACGAAUUGUAUGUAUUUAUUUGUUGAGGAAAUUUUGUAUGUAAAAUAUUUUUAUUAAAACAUGAAUUCAG
Ostrea edulis (European flat oyster) is the source of this 11747-nucleotide messenger RNA. RefSeq names its product chromodomain-helicase-DNA-binding protein 8-like. Gene Ontology annotation, molecular function: ATP binding; protein binding; ATP-dependent chromatin remodeler activity. The record is from RefSeq and is a predicted model, not a curated record. NCBI's taxonomy places the organism in Eukaryota, Metazoa, Mollusca, Bivalvia, Ostreida, Ostreidae. The coding region runs from base 218 to 10303 and encodes 3361 amino acids. The transcript is spliced from 43 exons.